ACGGAACGUAAUUCCUGCCGCACGCGGUCGUUUCCAGGAAGUCGACGUGGAGGUGUGUGUUUUGGUUGUGUUUUGGUCUUCUUUCCUUUACAAUGUCCGAAAACAAGGUGGAAAUGUCGGCCGAGAUUGUCCAGAACGCAAAUGUACAACCGCAACAAAACAACCCGCUGUCCAGGAAGCUGAAUAAGAUCCUGGAGACACGGCUGGACAAUGACAAGGAGAUGCUGGAGGCGUUGAAAGCGCUGUCUGUCUUUUUCACGGAGAACAGUUUACGCACAAGGAGAAACCUCAGGGGGGACAUCGAAAGGCGAAGCCUGUCCAUCAACGAAGAGUUUGCAAGGAUAUUUAAAGAUGUCAAAGAGGAGCUGGAGAGUGUUAAUGAGGACGUCCACGCGAUGAGCACCUGUUGUGAAGAGAUGACCAGCAGGCUCAAGGCAGCUAAAGAGCAGACCCAGGACCUGAUAGUAAAGACAAACAAACUCCAGGGGGAAAACCAUCGUCUGGAGGUGAGGGCACAGGUGGCCCAGGCCUUCCUGACCAAGUUCCAGCUGAGCGGGCAGGAGAUGGCUGCCCUGCGUGGGGCCAGGGACAGCCCCAUCACAGAGGAGUUCUUCCGAGCUCUGACCCGUGUGAAGCAGAUCCAUGAGGACGUCAAGGUUCUCUUGAGGACCAAUCAGCAAACUGCAGGGCUGGAGAUCAUGGAGCAGAUGGCGGUGCUACAGGAGACGUCCUACGAGCAGCUCUACCGCUGGGCACAGAAUGAGUGCAGAGGGCUGACUCAGGAGAGCUGUGACAUCAGUCCUGUACUAAGCCAGGCCAUGGAGGCUCUACAAGACAGACCUGUGCUCUACAAGUACACCCUCGAUGAGUUUGGGACAGCCCGCAGGGCUGCGGUGGUACGGGGGUUCAUCGAUGCCCUCACGCGGGGAGGUCCGGGGGGCACUCCGCGCCCCAUCGAGAUGCACUCCCACGACCCCAUGAGGUAUGUGGGAGACAUGCUUGCCUGGCUGCACCAGGCCACCGCCUCUGAGAAGGAGCAUCUGGACGCCCUCCUGAAGCAGGUCACUGUGCGAGGCGUGGAGGAGAACAUGCAGGAGGUGGUGGGGCACAUCACCGAAGGGGUCUGCCGCCCGCUAAAGGUGAGGAUCGAGCAGGUGAUUGUAGCGGAGCCUGGAGCUGUCCUGCUCUACAAAGUCUCCAACCUCCUUAAGUUCUACCACCACACCAUCAGUGCCAUUAUAGGAACCUCGGUGGCCACUCUGCUCAUCACCAUCGAAGACAUGAACGUCCUCAGUAAGAAGAUGUUCUUCAACAGCUUGAGUCUCCACGCCAGCAGACUCAUGGACAAGGUGGAGCUCCCCCCUCCCGACCUGGGCCCCACCUCCUCCCUCACCCAGACACUGGCCCUGCUGCGGGAGGUGCUGGCCUCCCACGACUCCUCCGUGGUGCCGCUGGACGCACGGCAGGCAGACUUCGCUCAGGUGCUGUCCUGUAUCCUGGACCCCCUGCUCCAGCUGUGCACAGUGUCCGCCAGUAACCUGGGCACGGCAGACAUGGCCACCUACAUGGUGAACUCCCUGUACGUCAUGAAGACCACGCUGGCCCUCUUUGAGUUCACAGACAAGAGGCUGGAGAUGCUGGAGUUCCAGAUCGAGGCUCAUCUGGACACCCUGAUCAACGAGCAGGCGUCCUUUGUGCUGAUCAGAGCCGGACUCAGCUACAUCUAUAGCUGUGUCCAGCAGCACAGCACACAGCAGGGUCCCCUCUCCACUCUCCCCGGCAUGGACACUUCCUCGCUGAAGGCAGCCAUGCAGCCCGUCCCCCCUAUACGCGAUGAUACAGAUGUGGUGUUGCGCUCCUCUCCGUGCCGACAGGUCCAGUUCGACCGCUACCUAUCUUCACCUGACGCCCUGGUAAUGCCGCAGCUCAACUUCCUGCUCAGCGCCGCCAUCAAGGACCAGAUCUUUCGCCAGUCCACUGAGCUGGUGUGUCGGGCCUACGGGGAGGUCCACUCGGCCGUCAGCAGCCCCACCAACACCUACCAGGACCUGGAGAACCUGGUGCCUCGGUCCCCGCAGCAGGUCCAGACGCUGCUCUCCUGAGAACCACCUCCACCUCCACCCAGCAGGUCCAGACCCUGCUCUCCUGAGAACCACCUCCACCUCCUCUUCUCCACCUCCACCUCCACCCUGCAGGUCCAGACCCUGCUCUCCUUAGAACCCUCUCCGCCAUCUCCUUCUCCUCAGCCUCCUCCAACACUUCCUCCUCGUCCUCCUCCUCCUCCUCCUCCUCCUCCUCCUCCUCCUCCUCCUUCUCCUUCUCCUUCCCCCAACAGAUUGUCCUGGAACCCCUCUUCUCCACCUCCUCCUCCACAACCACAUUCCCCCCUCACAUCCUCCACCUAAUGCUAUAACUCCCCCUUCAUCCCCUCCGUCACCACUACCUCCUCCUCCCCCUCUUCUUCCUCCACUACCACCUGUAGACCUGCUCCAAUACACACACCUGGACUGACACCCUCAACUGCCACAUCUGUGUAUGUUUUUUACCAUAUUAAAGUGGGUACAGCUGUAUAUAAUACAAAAUAUCAGAGUCAUUGAUAUAUAGACUUCUGAUCGAGGCUCUGGGAUCUAUAUGGGAAGAAAACUCGUGCUGUGGAGUUGAAAUCCUACCGUGUUUUUGCUCCUCCUAUCCACUAUUGGCACUCAGGUGCAGCUCAUUAGCAAAUCCGAUAGGUUGACAUGAAAACCUGCAAUGGAAUUUUGAUAAUGUGGAUCUGGAAUUUCUAGGAUUAUGUUGUAUUUAUUGGUUGAUGGUUUCCGUUCUGCCGAGUCCGAGAACAACUGUCUAAGAACUGUCAGAGGUGUGUGUUUUUCCUUUGGUAUCAUACGUCAUUUUUGUCUUUAACUACACCAUGGGCCUCUAUCUUACUUCUUCUCUCUUCAUUAUGCUACUACACAUGAAAUAGGAAAAGCCUUUCCAAUCAUAAAAAUACAAUAAAAAUAAAACAUUUGCUUACCAUCA
Gadus macrocephalus (Pacific cod) is the source of this 3021-nucleotide messenger RNA. It is a transcript of the gene cog6, whose product is annotated as component of oligomeric golgi complex 6. Gene Ontology annotation, biological process: intra-Golgi vesicle-mediated transport. Lineage: Eukaryota; Metazoa; Chordata; Actinopteri; Gadiformes; Gadidae. Bases 93 to 2102 code for a protein of 669 amino acids. The record is from RefSeq and is a predicted model, not a curated record. The transcript is spliced from 20 exons. Gene Ontology annotation, cellular component: COG complex.